GAAAGAGAAGCAUGCAGUGGUGAGGUGUGUGAAAGGCUGAAUUACUGGAACAAGCUGUAACGCAAUUACUAUGGGUCUAUUGAGUUUAUGAGAACUAAAGAAAAGCUGCGUGCAAGCUUGAAGGUUACUUCUGGAGCUCCUCAAGAACAGUGCUAGAGAGCGAAAGCAUAAGGAAAACAGAAGAAGGGGAGGAAGAUAAGUGUCAAUCUGUUCAAACUUGUUUGGGAAUUUGAGAAGGGCGGGAGGAGGGGACAAGAGAGAGAGAAACAGAGAGAUAUAGAAACAGAGAGAGAGCAAGAGAGAGAGAGGGGAACACUGCGAGAAUCUUUUUACUUUGAUGAAAACUAUUUUUGCUUAUCUGAACACAUUAAGUAGAGCAGAGGCAGGCUGGAUAAUUAAAUCAGUGUUUUUAGAGCAUUUAUCUCGCUCAACUUUGGAUCUCUCAAUGGGCAAACACUGAUAUGUUAAAUGACUGUGAGUUGUGCAAUUCCUGCUAGCUUAACUUUGUCAAGAAAGCAAAGGAAAAGUUGGAGAGAGACAGAGAAGCGUCACCAAAGACACUUCUCAGGUUCUCUAUGUUGCAAUGGAAACCAGUCAAAUUACUUGUACCGUCCAAAACACUGUGCAGAUACAAUCCUCUUAAGGUGCACUAGACAGGUUAUCGACCGAGUGCAAACUGUGAUCUGAGUCUUUUAGCUAAUUGGCAAAGGUGACCUGGGUGAAGAAGAGACUUGGAAACACCAAAAAAUGGAAAAAACAAGAGAAAAAGAAAUGGUGCCAGACACGUGCGAUGGGAUUAAGGACAGGGAGAGAUUUCCUGCAACCAGAAGAAGAGAUGAAAAGAUUGACUGGAGAGAAAGAGAGAGGCGGAGAAAUGGAGAUCGAUGUGCAAAUGGAAGCUCAACAAUGUCAGAGCAGGCUGAGUAUGGAGAUCGAAACAAUGAGAGGAGAAAAGGGGACACUUUUCCAAGGAUGACAAAACCAAACAGAUUGAGAGACAGAAACAUACCACUUACAGACUAUGAAAGAGAGCGUCAAAUGGGAAGACCGAAGGACAUACUGUAUGAAAAUGAAAGAGAAAAGGAAAGGAGGAGAUACAGAGACAUGGACAUGCAGUGUGAAAGAGAAAUUGCAAGAUACAGGGAGGAGUUGAGGAGAAUUGAAAUGAGAAAGCCUGUAAUGGUGGAGCCAGAUAGACAGAGGGAACGAGACAGGGAGUUUGACCCUAGAAUGAGAGAUAGAAGGAGAGAAAGUUAUCCAGGGGUCAGUGACCUUUCAGGCAUGAGGGACAAAGAGACAGACAGAGAAACACAUCGGCAAAGAGACAGAGAGGACAGAUAUUAUCCUCGGCUCAUGGAAGGACAGACAGAAAGCUUUUCAGAUAGGGAAAGGAGGACUGAUAGACAGAGAGAGGGAGAGAGAUCUAGGAAAAGAGAUAUAAAAAUUGAAGGAGAAAGUGAAAGAGUCAGGGGUAAGGAAAGGAAGAGGGAAGAAGACUCUACACAAAGACAAAAACUCUACAAGAGUGAAGGAGCCAAUGAUGCAGAGCGAAGGGCAGACAGAGUUAGAGAGAGAGACAGACGUAGAGAGAGAGAAGCCGAAAGAUGGCGAGACAAGGCAGUAAUAGGAAGUGAUUACAAAGAGACAGGUUAUCAUGGUCCAAAAGGAGAAAAUUCUGAACGGCUCAAAGAGACAGAUAAACCAAGAGAUAGAACAAGAGACUCAAGAGACGCUAACUUAUACACAGCUGAAAGAGGAAGGUAUAGAGAUGGAGAAAGGACAAGAGAUGGGGAUAGGUACUCUGAAAGAGAGAUUGAAGAGAGGGAGAGGCGGAGGAAAGAGUACAAAGAGAAAGGGAGACGUAAAAUGGAGAUUAUUGGAGAGCUGAUUUCAGAAAGUGAUUUUGAAAAUGAAAAAAAUAGGAUGAUGAGAGAGAACCUUGAGGACAGAGACAGAGAAAACACAUCUGAGACUGAUAAAGAGAGACUGAAAGAAAGAACAGAGGAAGUGCAGGAAGACAGGAGUACACAGAGGAAUGAAGAGAAGAGUGAAAGCUUUGCUACUGAGGAAGCAGUUACAAAGAAACCGAAGAACAGGAUAAGGAAAAUGUGGCUGGAACCUCGGAGUGAGAGAAAAGAACCUUGUUUAAAAGAAUACACAGAGAGAGAGAAAGCAAAAGAAAGAUACAUCCAAAGAUACAAAGAAAUCAUGACAACAGGAAAUGAAAAAGAGCCUGAGAGAAGGAAACCAACCAAGAAAAAAUGUCUUGAGGACAAGUAUAGAGAACUUGAAAUGGCUGGAGAGUUCAUGAGGGAUGUGGACGCAGAAAGCGAGGAGAAGAGGAUGGAAGGAGACAUGGCUUAUGAUAAAGAAGCCGUGGAAUCAGAGUGGCAGAUGGAAAGAGAGAAAGUGGCCGAUAACUUGGAAGAAAAGGAAAGAGAUGAACAGAGAAGCAAUAAUAGACAUGACUAUUUAGAGAAUGAGGAAGGAAGUGAGGUAGAAUCGCAAGCUGAGAAGAACAGAGUGUUGUCAGCAGAUGAUGGAUUUGUAACUGUCUCCAGUGGAGGGGAUGAUGCAGAGGAAGAGGAUUUUGAAGACUGCAAAGAAUUCUGGGAAGGUGGAGUUCCCAAAGCUGUCUCUGAACAAUCAGGAACUACAGAGGACACAGAAAAUGGGGCAAAUGAAGCUCCGAAAGGACCACUAAGUGUCUUUUGUGUGAUUGAUCAGACCCAUCCCACGUCACAAACCAAUGAAAAUUCAUAUGUACAUCCUACUGUUGAAGAGGCAGCCAAUCAGCAUUCAUGUCAUAACAUGGGAACCCAAGGUGAAAUGAGCAUAAAUGAAACAUUUGAAAAGGUUGAACACUGUGAACAGGACAUUGAAAGAGCAAUGGACAACCUCAGUCUUUGUCCCAAUGAGGACAAAGGGGAGGGAGCAAGAAGUACUGACCAGACAACAAAGGGUGUAACAUCACUGAAAGUCCAAAUUAUUCCUCCCAGUGAGCAAUCAGAACAAGACACCCAACUCUUCCUACAAGACCCUUCUGAAACUUCAGGGCCAUCCAAGGAUAAUGGUCAUGGGGGAACAGAGACUCAUAUUGAAGAUAAAAUACAAAGAGGAGCAAAAGAAACCACUGGAGACUCAAUGGAACAUUCUGGUUCUGAUGACACAUGGAGCACUCACUUUAGAUGGGCCAAGAACACGAUGAAAGAGAUCCUGGGUCUAAAGUCGGUGGACACAGAAAAUGCAAGAGGUAGUGUGACACACAUAGACACGCAAACCAACACACAAACAGACAGUGAGAGAGAAAUGGAAAAAUCAAGGAAAGCGAAAGAAAUAAUAGAGGGAGGAGAAGAACAACAGGGAGGGAUGGAGAGAGAGUUGAAUGAGAACCGUGAUUGGCUCGAUCCUAGUUCUAACCACCACAUGGUUUCCUCAGAAGGAGAGGCAGAGGGGAAGGUAGAAGAAGUAUCUAAGAAGAAUGAGAGUAAAGAGGAAGUUGUUGUAAGCUCUAGUAGUUUUCGAAAUUUGGGAAAUGAGGCUCACGCGAGGAGGCGAGGGUUCCGGAAGUCAGCGGAGAAAACCAAAAAAGUGGAAGAGGAUGAGGAAGAGGGAGUUGGAAGGGACCGCAGGACGAGAAUAUUCAACAAAUCAGAUGACGAAGAGGACAAAUUAAGUCUUACCUGUGGUGAAAUGGAUCUAAGGAAACUUAGGAGGACAAGAAAGAGGAAUUCGAAAUUCUUUAACUCUCAGUUGUAUCAGGAGUACAGUGAGGUGAUGCAGAACAGAGAGAUUCAGUUGUCUCAUUCUGAUUCUCUGUCAAUAAGCACAUCUUCCUCUCCGAAUCAUUCCCCUAAGUUAUCACACAGAACUCUCCCAUCUAUCCCUCAAAUCAUAUUGCCUCAAAAUCUGUCCCAAACCAGCCAAAGUUUAAAUGUGCCUCAGCAAUCCAUAAACAGACCCCCGUCCCCUCGCCUGUCCAUCUCUGCUUUCUCACCCACACUGUGGCAGGAUCUCCCCGGAGUGAGGACCAGCCCAGAGUUGGAGGAACUUACUAGUGAUGAGAGACGCCUGCAGGAGGUGAGGUUUGAGGUGGUGACCUCUGAAGCGUCAUACCGUCACAGUUUGGACAUCAUAGUAGAGAACUUUGUCAUGUCCAAACAGCUCAAAGGUAUCCUGUCUUCGCAAGACAAAAACUGGCUGUUUUCCAGGCUAAAUGAUGUUAGAGACAUCAGUCACAGCUUUCUGUCCCAGCUGGAAGAAGCAGUGGAGAAGGACUUUAUGCGCUUUACUGUCUGUGACAUCAUCAUCCAACACUGUCCAGAAUUCAGAAAUGUUUAUGUGCCAUACCUUUCCAACCAAUCUUACCAGGACAAGACAUAUCAAAGAUUGAUGGACGAGAGUCAUGAAUUCCGUAGAGUUGUGGAAAAGUUGGAACGUAACCCGGUUUGUCAGCGACUGCCUCUGCGGUCUUUCCUCAUUCUACCAUUUCAAAGAAUCACACGCCUCAAAUUGCUUGUGCAGAAUAUUGUAAAGAGAACUGCUUCAAAAACCAAGGAUGAAGCACAGGCCAUUAAGGCCAUGAAACUACUCGAAAAGAUGAUCCAGGAGAGUAAUGAAAGUAUCUCUCAAAUGAAGAACAUCGAGUCACUUGUGACCCUCAAUGCCAAAGUUGACUUUGAGUGCAAGACUCUUCCAUUGAUCAGUCAGUCCCGCAGACUGGUACGAGAGGGACCUGUGACUGAACUGAUAGACUUUUCUCUGAAAGACAGGGAAGAAGAGAGAAAUGCUUAUAUGCACCUUUUCAAUGACUAUCUCCUGGUUUCUUUGCGGAAAGAAGGGGGUAGGUUUACAGUUAUCGAUCAUGCACCGGUGUCGGAGCUGCGGGUUGAGAACUGCAGGUUCAAACUGCAUUCCUUACAAAAGAACCUGUUCCGUCUGCACAUGCCACAGAAAGCCCUGCUCUUGCGGACAGAUACCCAAGCCAAUAAAUUGCGCUGGAUAUCAGCACUUUCACGUCCUUAUCCUGAGAUUGACUUCAGUGCCGUUCAGGACAUUCCACAAAUGCAGUGCAUCAAAGCAUUUGUCGCUCAGCAACCCGAUGAGCUAAGUUUAGAGAAAGCUGAAGUUCUGUUAGUGCACCAGCAGAGUAGUGAUGGCUGGGUUGAAGGAACUCGUCUGUCAGACAGACAACGUGGUUGGGCCCCCGAAUCUCAUCUGGAGACAAUAGUCAGCGACAAAGCAAGAAAGCGCAACCUUCUGGACACCGUGAAAAUUGCUACAGCUGCAAUGUGAAGCAAUAUGCAUAGCCUUCAAUGUUCUCAGGUGGACUUUUUCUAAUUACAAUUUUUUUGUAUUACUUUUGUAAGACUUCUAGAAUUACGUCUCAACUUCAUGGGAAGUUUCUAUUUAUUUUGUGAAUACAAUCAAGAGUAAUGUGGGUGUGAUGGUCUCACCCAUGUCAGGGUUCUACUCCACAUCCUGCAGAAAGGAAUGGCAUGAUGCUGAAUUGCAGCAGUUUAACUUUUACGAUAUCUUAUGGACACUGACAGAGAUUGCAAUUGGAACAAAUGUAUUCAUAUGCAGUACGUGUUCCUCCGAAUGAGUAUCUGUGCUGCUUCCAUAGUUUUUAUAUAAGACAUUCAUGGGCAGAGAUUUGGACUACAGUCUGUUGUCCACAAUAUGAGCGAGCCAUUUCACUGCGUGUAAUACUGAAUACUGCACCAAAACUACUUGUUCUCUGUUAUUUAUAAACAUCAGAUCCCCUUCAGCAUGGAAUAUUAAUGCUGUCGGACCGCAGCCUGAUGGGAAUACAGUUUGAAGAGUUGUUGGUGUGCUCUAGGACACAAGAUGCAAAAGGACAAAUUAUUAAUAGCUGUGAAAAACAGUGGACUUUAGCAAAGUGCAAAUUUUAUUUGGGAGCAAGAAUUAUGGUGUACAGUACCCAAGGCUGUCUACAAUGUACAUAAUAAAGGUUUUAUGUUGUGUUCA
This is a messenger RNA of Carassius gibelio (silver crucian carp), 5991 nucleotides long. It is a transcript of the gene arhgef5, whose product is annotated as Rho guanine nucleotide exchange factor (GEF) 5. The transcript has 15 exons. Gene Ontology annotation, biological process: intracellular signal transduction; activation of GTPase activity. Gene Ontology annotation, molecular function: guanyl-nucleotide exchange factor activity; protein binding. Lineage: Eukaryota; Metazoa; Chordata; Actinopteri; Cypriniformes; Cyprinidae. The record is from RefSeq and is a predicted model, not a curated record. The coding region runs from base 748 to 5295 and encodes 1515 amino acids. Gene Ontology annotation, cellular component: cytoplasm; nucleus.